Molecule: messenger RNA, 705 nt
Organism: Exophiala aquamarina CBS 119918
Lineage: Eukaryota; Fungi; Ascomycota; Eurotiomycetes; Chaetothyriales; Herpotrichiellaceae
Product: NADH-ubiquinone oxidoreductase 23 kDa subunit, mitochondrial
Exons: 2
Coding region: 1-705 (234 amino acids)
Biological process (GO): mitochondrial respiratory chain complex I assembly; mitochondrial electron transport, NADH to ubiquinone
Cellular component (GO): membrane
Molecular function (GO): 4 iron, 4 sulfur cluster binding; NADH dehydrogenase activity
Source: RefSeq, a predicted model, not a curated record
AUGGCGUCGACGCUUCGUCCAGCAUCGCGACUGGUCGCGGGACCGUACACAGCUUCAGCCAUCCUCAGACAAGCUACAGACCGAUCGACAUCACCUUUCCUCCGCGCCACCGUCACAGCUGCUCAUUUCCACACCUCCCGUCCUCGAUAUGCCCUCCCCUCCGGGCCUCCCCCGCAGGGUUAUCGGUUACCCAGACCCAAGCGUUUCGAUGAAGGAGAGCACGUCCUCGACAAGGCCAGCAAUUAUUUUCUUUUGACCGAGAUGUUUCGCGGCAUGUAUGUCGUGCUCGAACAGUUCUUCAGACCACCCUACACGAUUUUCUACCCAUUUGAAAAAGGCCCAAUCUCGCCUAGAUUCCGAGGCGAGCAUGCGCUGAGACGGUAUCCAUCGGGUGAAGAGCGAUGUAUCGCCUGCAAGCUCUGCGAAGCUAUCUGCCCAGCACUGGCCAUCACUAUUGAAGCUGAAGAGCGAGAAGACGGCUCGAGGCGGACAACUCGUUACGAUAUUGAUAUGACAAAAUGCAUUUACUGUGGCCUCUGCCAGGAGAGCUGCCCCGUUGAUGCUAUCGUUGAAACACCCAACGCAGAGUAUGCUACAGAGUACCGAGAAGAGCUACUUUACAAUAAGGAAAAGCUGUUAGCUAAUGGAGACAAAUGGGAGCCGGAGCUGGCUGCUAUUGCAAGAGCAGAUGCUCCCUACAGAUAA